UUGCCCCAGUGAAAUGCAUCUAAACAUCAUUCAACCAAAUGUAGAACAUACUUGGUUCGGAUUCGUUGCAACAAAAUAUGAAUUAAGCCUAUAGCUGUUGAAAGUAUAGGAUAUAUUACAUUUGCUUAACCUGCCAAGACUGACUUGCUGCAGUUCAUCUGUCUUAAUAUUUCCCGACUUACAUUUUCACAUUGUUCGACUUGUAGUUGUUGAGCCAUGGUAUGCCUGGGUCUAACAUUAAUCUUGGUAUAUGGUAACAUUUUGCGGGUUGGACUUGGAACUAGCGUGAGGCUAGCAUGUUUUCUGUCACUCGUGACGAAGACGUCAGACAAGGCCUCGGUUACGACCAAUGCAGUUGAGGGGAAGGGGAAGUUGAGUGGACAACAGCGACCUCAGUGGCGCGCCGGUGGGCAAUAGAACCGGAUGCUUCCGCUGCGCAAUAGAGAGGCAACACAAUAGAGGGGAAGGGCUUUAUGGCGAUAUUUAGAUCCACCAGACAGGCUGUUAUCUGCGGGCAAAAGAAGUCAAUAGCCCCUGUGGUAAACUGUGUCCGUGUUAAAAACACCCUGAUUUGGUUUACUGCCUGAGAGCCAUUGCCCUGUGUCUUUCUUUUUCCUUUGAAGCUGUUUGUGCACUGCUUUAGUGCGCAAAUCCUCACAAUCUCUUUAAAUUCACAAUAAUUGUCCAAAAAUGUGAAAGCACACCUAAAAUAUUGAACCUUUUUAUAUGUUGUAUGUUUUUUUUAAACUGUGGUUGAAGGUUAUUGCACAACAUGGUCACUUAGUUAUUCACAUGUUUGCAUCUUUCAAAAAUGAAGUGGAUUACUUAUCCCUGAAUUGCCUGUGGCCAUUUAAGGUGUUGGCCCAGCUUUUAGUUAAUUUGAUGGCAAUAAAUAGAACAAUUUCUGCGUGCAGCCAUCGCCCUGCUCUUAAUUUAGUUUUUGUGUUGUUGUUUGUUUGGCCUAAGUUUUGUGAAACAUAACGGAGCUCUACUCUUUAAUUUCCCUUCAAUGAUUAGGGCCUAUAAUUUUAGUAAUCCAUCCCGUUGCUGCUUUCGUCGCAUUUGAAAUCCACACCCCAAAUCCCGUUGCUGUAGCCUGAACUUUGCAUUGGUCAAUUGCAAGAGUGCAUUGCAUUUUGCUUGAGGUGUAAUACAAACGCAUAAGCCUAUAUUUGCACUCAUAUUUUGAUAAACAUUUUCAAAACUAAGCGUAUGUAGGCCCUAUAGGCUAUAGACCUAACACACAAUUUAGGAUAGCCUACGCAAUUUUAUUUUAUUUCAUGCACUGUUUGAAGGCGCUGUCUCUAAUAAUAAUAAUAAAGAUAUGAUAGAAAAUGAUAACGUAUUCAUAUAGUAUCUUAACGAUAUGACUAUACACAUAUUGGGUUAAUGUGCUUGGUGAAACACAUAGGUUGGCCAAGGUAGGGCCUACAAUUUUAUUCAAACUAUUUUAAUAUUUCUUGUUAUGCUUAAUUCUAAUUGAAUACAGCCACACGCCAAACGUAGUAUUUCUAAUUUAAAGGAGGCCUACGCUUUGCUUAAAACAUUGAUUAAAAAGAUCAGUGACUGAUUGUAUAGACAACGAUUAACCUUUUCAGUUUAGUUUAGCUUGCAUAAGUGUAAUAGUUGUGUAAUAGUAAUUGUAUAACAGUAGCAUACAAAUACAAAUUAAUAUAGCCUACCCUAUAGAUUUAGGUAAUUUGGCAUUGUGCGUAAUUUCCCCCAUAUUUAGAUCAUUUUUGUUUUCAUUCAUGUUCGGCUGCAUAUCUGAAAAACUUUGUACUACUAUAAUUUCAAUUAUAAUAGUCGAUUUUAUCAAGGCUAUUGUUUGCAAGAUAAAUAGGCAAACUUCGUACAAAUACAUUUUUUUAAUUGUUUUUGUCUUUAUUUAUACGUUGAUUGAUUUGCAUAUAAAUGUUUAUAACGUUUUAAAACACUUGGAUAUAGGCUACAGGAUACGUUAUGUACGAUAUGUUAUAGUCUAACUGACAAGAUCAAAAUAUAUAUAUUUUUUACUACCAUUUAGUUAUUGUGUAGCUUAUGCUACCAUGGUAAGACGGUUGCAAAGAGGACGUGAAGUUGUGCAUAAGCUUAGAAGCAAACACAAAAAACAAAGAUUUGAAAUUUUCCACCAAGAUUAUUGCGUAAAUGUCUCUUUCUGUGGUAUGCUAUGGGUCUUUGUUUUGGCUAUAGGCUACUGUAUGCCUGUUUCUUCGUAGUACUAAAAUAUGUUUUUAAAAUAUGAAAAUGUAAGAGGCAUCUUGUCACAGCUGCUUAAACGAGUAGCAUGCAACAUGGUUAUCUGUUUUUGGGUUGCAUUCCUUAAUAAUAUGGUAUACGUGGUGAAACUUCAGAAAGUAGGCCUGUGCACGUUUAUGUUAUUAUGUUUCAUUCGUGUCGUCCAAUAUGGCUGCCGUAUUCCUUCUAAAUAGAACCCCUGUGUGGUUUCUGUUAAUGUCUUUGGCUGAUGGUCCCUAUAAAAUGCCUUGUUAAAAUUAGCUUUCUAAGUAUAUGUUUUAUAUCGUUUUUAUAUCUAUAUUGUGAUUCAAACACCUAUUCUGUUUGGGACAUAAUUUCCAAUAUUCUCUUUUGAACCAGCAAACACUAUCCCUUUUAAUUGUCUAUCUAUGCAAGUCUUAAACAAUAAUAAUUCUUUACUUUAAAAACUAGACGUUAUUACAUUUUAGGACACAGACCCGAGAGCAUUUAAUGGUCAAAAGGAUUGAUUUAUCCUUUAUUGUUCAGCCUUUAUGAUCACGUGCGCGCGUUACCCAAUCGAAUGGUAGCUUGCGUUUCAACUAGUACUAGACUGUAGUUCUUUGAGGGGCCAAGUUGGUGCUUGAUUUCUUCAGAUUGUAAUUUUGUGAGGGUGGGUUACCGCAUGUGUAUGUGUGUGUGGUGUGUGUGCGCUUGUUUUUGUAUGUAUCUGUGCAUGUUUGCGUUUAUGUGAAAGUAUUUUUGCCAUGUCGACAUCCGGAACGCUUACUAGUUACUACGUUGACUCCCUCAUUCUGCCCGAGAGCGAGGAGCUUUCCGCUCCCAGAUAUUCCACCGGUCACGGGGGGCUUCAGCACCCUCGACAACCCACCUCCCUUAACGACCUCACCGAACAUGGGCCCUGCACCUUCUCGACGAAAGCCCCUGUAUUCAGCCCAUCUUGGAGCCAUGUACCGGCCCAGUUUCCAGGCGCCGUGUCCUCUGUCUAUCACCACCCUUACGGUCACCCCCAAGGCCCGGCCACUGGGGACCAGGAUGGUCGCUACAUGCAGUCGUGGCUACUGGAGCCGAUGUCUGGCUCUUUGCCCCUGACCGGAUUACCGACAACCCAUCACUACGGAAUCAAACCAGAGAGUCUGGGCGCAAGAGGGGAUGGCGCGCUGCCUAGCUCACACACAGCACUGCUGCUCUCUGAUUUCGCGAACGGGACUGUGGCGACGGCAUCCCCAUUGGACAAGGAUACGUUGUCGGGCCAUACCGCCGAUCAGAACGGAGAGAGCGAGGAAAAACCGGCCCUCGAUCCAAAUAACCCCGUGUCCAACUGGCUGCACGCGAGCGCCUCAAGAAAAAAACGCUGCCCGUACACCAAGCAUCAGAUCCUCGAGUUGGAGAAAGAGUUCCUCUUUAAUACGUACCUAACGCGGGACCGUAGGUACGAGGUCGCGAGGCAGCUAAACCUCACCGAGAGACAGGUUAAAAUAUGGUUUCAAAAUCGUAGAAUGAAGAUGAAGAAAUUCAAUAAAGACGGACCAAAAGAUGAUUGACUGAAUGGAUAAUUAAAUCAGAACGUAAAUAUUAUAUGAGGAUUUUUGAGAAACAUCUACUCUGGCCUGUUUUUAAGCCUACUGUCUUAUUGUUUUAGCCUAACAGAAGCUAUUAUUUGUCGUGUAAGCAUGUCCGGCUUUACUCGUCGGUUUGAUGCAACUACCUUUAUAUUGCACAAUUGACAGUGUUGACUUGUUUUUGUUUAAUAUUAAAUAAUACCUCGGCUCCGAGGGCCAAUGUGUAAGAUGUGUAAUAGGCCUGAUCUCUGUGCUCGUUUGGGUGUUCGUUGUGCAUUCUGUGUUAGUGUGUUAUUCAGGUUCAACUGAGUUUUUUAUGUUAUUACGUUUGUAGUCGUUUUCUCUUCAUUGUUAGUCCAAUUACUGAUACGUUGUAUUUUAACAUAGACUGUAGACUAACGUAAUUAUAUAAUUUUAAAUGGGUGCAUGAGCCUCAAACGCUUUUUGAAAUGCAUAAUAAUAUUAUUGGUAGAAGCUGUUUAACAAUGAUAUCCUAGUUUUGACUACCUAGACGUCUCUCAACUAACUGCAAUUUUCGUUGUGAGGCGAUAGAAUGCUUCAGAGUGAUUCUGAAUUAUGUCUGAAUUUCAGGGAGUAACAUUUUAAAAUGACAGUUUGUUAGUGCUAGAGAGAAAAAGAAAUACACUGUUAUGUAGGUAAUGAAUACCUCAUGGUCUGGCGACCGUUCAGAUGUUGUUCACAAAUGUAAUUUGUAAUUUAUUUAUUGAAUAAAACAAAUUAUA
This is a messenger RNA of Osmerus eperlanus (European smelt), 4522 nucleotides long. RefSeq names its product homeobox protein Hox-A9-like. The record is from RefSeq and is a predicted model, not a curated record. Bases 2964 to 3761 code for a protein of 265 amino acids. Gene Ontology annotation, molecular function: DNA-binding transcription factor activity, RNA polymerase II-specific; RNA polymerase II cis-regulatory region sequence-specific DNA binding. Gene Ontology annotation, cellular component: nucleus. The transcript has 2 exons. Lineage: Eukaryota; Metazoa; Chordata; Actinopteri; Osmeriformes; Osmeridae. Gene Ontology annotation, biological process: proximal/distal pattern formation; DNA-templated transcription; regulation of transcription by RNA polymerase II.